Messenger RNA from Penicillium verhagenii, 2910 nucleotides. Its product is annotated as putative DUF221 domain protein. The coding region runs from base 1 to 2910 and encodes 969 amino acids. Gene Ontology annotation, cellular component: plasma membrane. The record is from RefSeq and is a predicted model, not a curated record. The transcript has 2 exons. Gene Ontology annotation, molecular function: calcium-activated cation channel activity. NCBI's taxonomy places the organism in Eukaryota, Fungi, Ascomycota, Eurotiomycetes, Eurotiales, Aspergillaceae.
AUGGAUUUGCGCCAAAGGUUACAGCGUCGGGAUGACUCGUCCUCGACGACUGCUUUCCUUGACCUCAUUGCAGAUCCCUUCAAAUCACAGUUUACCACCAGCUCCAUCUGGGCUUCCUUGGGCACCUCGAUCGGUAUCUCCCUGCUCCUCGCUCUCCUAUUCUCUCUAUUUAGACCACGUCACUCGCUCGUAUACGCUCCCAAAGUCAAGCAUGCCGAUCGAAGACAUGCCCCGCCGCCGGUGGGCAAAGGAUUCUUCUCUUGGGUCAAGCCCGUCAUCAACACGCGAGAAGCGCAGCUGGUGGAUACAAUUGGAUUGGACGCGGUGAUCUUCCUGCGUUUCAGCAAGAUGUGUCGCAACAUCUUCAUCUUCAUGAGCAUCAUUGGCUGCGCGAUCAUGAUUCCCGUGAACCUGGCGGAAAGCAAAAGCAACAGUGACAAUUCCUCGCUCUCAGCAUUUGAUCUGAUGACACCGCUCUACGUGACAAAUACGAUGGCAAUUUGGAGUCAGGUGGCAUGCGCAUGGGCAUUUGAUUUCAUUGUGAUCUAUUUUCUCUGGAGGAAUUAUCGAGCUGUGCGAAACCUGCGAAGAAAGUAUUUCCAGAGCUCGGAUUACCAGCGGAGUCUGCAUGCCCGAACUUUAAUGGUCACCGAUAUCCCUGCUCCAGACCGCUCCGAUGAAGGCAUUCUGCGACUCACCGAUCAGGUUAAUCCCACCGCCGCCUUGCCCCGCGCUGCUAUCGGCCGUAAUGUGAGGGAUCUGCCAAGCAUCAUCAAGGAACACGAGGACGCUGUACGACAGCUGGAAUCCAUACUUGCCAAGUAUCUUAAACGGCCCGAACAUUUACCUGCGAAGCGUCCCCACAUUCGCCCACCCCGCAGCCAACGCGACAAGCACCCCGAUGGAAAAGUUGACGCCAUUGAUUAUCUGACAGUGCGUAUCCGGGUUCUGGAGGAACAGAUCAAGCAUGGACGAGCAUCUAUCGACCGCCGAGAUGCAAAGCCUUAUGGAUUUGCCAGUUGGGAGAAUAUUGAACAUGCACAUGCAGUUGCUUGGACGGCCCGUAAGAAGCAUCCCAAGGGCACGACAAUUAGGCUCGCUCCUCGCCCCAGUGAUCUGAUUUGGGAGAAUUUACCCCUCACCAAGGCCACUCGCAAGUGGAAACGGUUCAUGAAUUUCAUCUGGGUGACUGCGCUGACCCUUGUGUGGGUCGUACCUAACGGCCUGAUUGCGGUCUUCCUGUCCAACUUGUCGAAUCUGGGUCUCGUGUGGCCCGCUUUCCAGACUCAGUUGGAAGCCAACCCCAAUGUUUGGGCUGCAGCUCAAGGUAUUCUGUCGCCCGCCGUGACUUCUAUUGUUUAUCUUGUGCUGCCCAUAAUCUUCCGACGCCUCUCGAUCCAAAGUGGCAGCAAGACCAAGACUUCUCGCGAAAGAAAGGUCAUGGGCCAGUUGUAUAUGUUCUUCGUCUUCAAUAACUUGAUCGUUUUCUCGCUCUUCUCCGCUGCCUGGACAUUUGUGUCAACCGUGAUCCAGGAUACCGAUAAGAAUGAAACAGCUUGGCAGGCUAUUGUUGACAGUGCACUCUACCAGAAGUUGGUGAGCGCCCUGUGCAAUGUGUCUCCGUUCUGGAUCACCUACCUUCUGCAGCGCAACCUGGGUGCGACUAUCGAUCUCGUCCAGAUGAUCACAUUAGUGCGAGUGUGGUUCGCUAAGACGUUCCUUUCGCCAACACCACGUCAGUCAAUUGAAUGGACUGCACCUCCUCCCUUCGAUUAUGCCAGUUAUUACAACUAUUUCCUCUUCUAUGCCACCGUUGCCAUGUGCUUUGCCACUCUCCAGCCGAUUGUGCUACCGGUGACAGCUUUGUACUUUGGUGUCGAUGCAAUGCUGAAAAAGUACCUGUUGAUGUAUGUGUUCGUGACGAAAAAUGAGUCUGCCGGCACAUUCUGGCGCGCCAUUUUCAACCGCAUGGUCUUUGCAACGAUUCUGGCCAACGUUAUCAUCGCUCUAGUCGCCUUGUCGCAGGGUACCCGGACUAUGGCGUAUUGCGUCAUCCCACUCCUCUUCAUCAUGCUUGGCUUCAAGUUUUACUGCAUGCGAACCUUUGACCCAGACUGCGAAUUCUACAAUCGCGCCAAUCUCUCCGACGCCGAAGCCCUUGGUCCAACCAAGGUAGACAAGAAGGCCUCGGAUCGCCUGAACGCCAAAUUCGGCCAUCCAGCCUUGUACAAGCCACUCAUGACCCCCAUGGUCCACGCCCGCGCAGCCGAGGCCCUCAGAAAGAUCUACCAGGGCCGCCUAGACGGCGGAGAUAUGGUGGGCGAGUACUCCGACAUCGCCAUGAACCCGAUGUUGUCCUCUCAACCCGGAAAGGCAGCCGAUCCGGCGCCAUUCGAGGUUGUCCCCGAGAAUCAUCUGGACUUCUCAUAUUACAAAGAUCGUCCGGACUUCCGCGAAGAAUUCGGCGGAGGCAUCUACGGUCGUCCAGAUGAUCUCAUGACAGAACGCUCGCACACCCCGCGCCCCACACUAGGCGGCGAGUGGUCUCCCAGCUCCUCGCGUGCUUCUUCGCCCGCUCCAUCGCUGCCAUCCAUGUCUGCCUUGAGAGUACACGAUUCCUACGAGCCCCCAACUGAUGACACGGGUCUCAUUCACCCUGCAUUCCGGGUUCCACUUUCGCGGGGCGACAGUGGCAAUGAUGUUGGAGGAGGCUUGUACCCACACGGGGAUGAGAGCGAGACAAGACUUCUCAGCAGCGCGCAGGUACCUGCGCAGACUGAUGCCAACCCGCUCGAUCGCUGGCGCGCGGGGGGUAAUGGCUACGGUCCUGUUGAGCAAGAGCAACAUGGGGAGGAAGAGUAUAACCCGUACACGUACACGUCGUAUGAUGCGUAUCGGGCACCAAGGUAG